Loxodonta africana (African savanna elephant) is the source of this 2268-nucleotide messenger RNA. RefSeq names its product NME/NM23 family member 8 (gene NME8). The record is from RefSeq and is a predicted model, not a curated record. The transcript is spliced from 15 exons. NCBI's taxonomy places the organism in Eukaryota, Metazoa, Chordata, Mammalia, Proboscidea, Elephantidae. The coding region runs from base 1 to 1785 and encodes 594 amino acids.
AUGGCGAGCAAAAAGCGAGGAGAAGCCCAGUUGCAGGCUGUCAUCAAUAAUCAAAGCCUGUGGGAUGAGAUGUUGCUGAACAAAGGCUUAACAGUGAUCGACGUUUACCAAGCCUGGUGCGGACCUUGCAAAGCAAUGCAGACUUUAUUCAGAAAAUUGAAAAAUGAGCUGAACGAAGAUGAAAUUCUGCAUUUUGCUGUCGCAGAAGCUGACAGCGUUGUGACUUUGCAGUCAUUUAGAGAUAAAUGUGAGCCCGUUUUUCUCUUUAGUCUUAAUGGUAAAAUUAUUUCAAAGGUUAAGGGUGCAAACGCACCACUUGUUAAUGACAGAGUUAUUCAGCUCAUCAACGAGGAAAAGAAAAUUGAAGCAGGUGAAAUGGUUCGCCCUCAGUACCAUGAAAUUAUGUUUGCAGACUCAGAUACAGAAGAUGCUGAGGAAGGACAAGGUGAAAAUCCUGAGGAACAAUACAAUAUUGUUAUAAUCAAACCAGAUGCUGUGUUUAGUGGAAAAGCCCAAGAAAUUAUAGAACAAAUUACAAAGGCAGGAUUUGUCAUAGAAGCAGAAGAUAAGAGAAGGCUCACUGAAGAAAAUGUUAGGGACUUCUAUAGUCAAAUGGCAGACCAGCCUGACUUUGAAGAUUUUGUCUCAUUUAUGACAACUGGCAUAAGCUACAUUCUAGUUAUCUCACAAGGAAAUCAACAACAGGCUCCCUUUGAAGAACAUGAAUCUGAACCAGAGACCCAAUCUGAAGAACCGUCUGAAGACCACCCCGAGGUCGAAGAUGAGGGCACAUCUGCAGAGAUGAAGAAGAAACAAGACAGUUUAGAAGAAUACCUGGAAAGACAACAUGUAUCUCAGUUUUGUGAUGUUGAAGAUGAUUCAAUUAAUGUCAGCAAGUUCGUUGAUAUCUUCUUCCCUGAAUUUAAAAAAAUGAAAAGCAUGAAAUUGGAAAAGAUCCUAGCGUUGAUUAGACCAGACCUCUUUAAAGAAAAUAAAAAGGAUGUUUUGGAAAUUAUUGAAAAGGAAGGCUUUAAAAUUCUGAUGCAAAGACAAAUAGUAUUAUCAGGAGAAGAAGCACAAACACUCUGCAAGGAAUAUGCAAAUGAAGACUUUUUUGAGACUCUUAUAAAAAACAUGACCAGUGGUCCAUCUCUAGCCCUUGUUUUACUAGGAGACAAUGGUUUGAAGCACUGGAAAGACUUACUGGGACCAAAGUCUGUUGAAGAAGCCAGGAGACAUGAUCCAGAGAGUUUAUGCGCACAGUUUGCAAAGGAAAGUUUGCCUAUCAACCAGUUGUAUGGAAGUGAUUCACUGGAAGCUGCCAAAAAGGAUAUACAGCAUUUCUUUCCUCCUCAAAGCACUUUAGCGCUGGUUAAACCUCAUGUAUCCAAUGAAAAUAAAGAUGAUAUCUUGAAGAUUAUUAAGGAGGCUGGAUUUGAGGUGACACAUAUGAAGGAAAUACUCCUAACUCAAGAGUUAGCAGACUGCGUUUAUAUGAAUAUAAAAACAAAAGACUUUUAUAAAAAUGUUUUGGAAAUGUUAUUUGAAGGCCCAUCUAUGAUCAUGGCCCUGACCAAGUGGAAUGCUGUUGCUGAAUGGAGAAGACUGAUGGGCCCCACAGACCCAGAAGAAGCAAGACUACUGUCCCCCGACUCCAUCCGAGCCCGUUUUGGAAAGAGCAUUUUGCACAACGCUGUCCAUGGAGCAUCGAAUGCCUUUGCAGCAGAAGAGACCAUUACAAAACUGUUUGGAAAGCUCAAGCCUGAGAAUCCUGAGGAAAACUAAUGUAUGUUGCGUCUUUAAUUAUUAGCUUCUUCUCUUUGCUUGUUCCAGGGCUAGGCUUAGGACAAAGCUGGUUUGGAAAGACCAGAACUUUUCCCAUAUUCCUGAAUCAACAUUUCUUUCCAGCAGACACGUUGCUGUCUUAAACACAGCCUGAAAGCUGAGCCAGGGAUGUGGGGAAUUCAAGCUGCAUGGAGCCAGGCCAAGGCAGAUGCAUCCAGGCCCUUGGAUGGAGACAGUGGGCCCAGUGAGGCAGACACUCCUGCGUGUGCAGGCCUUGGUCUCAAGUCAUUUGUGUCAUUUGCCAUGUCACAGUCUUAUGUAACCCUGCCCCUUAAAUCUCUUCCACUUUGAAUGGCCAAAGUCUUGUUCAUCGGCCUGAACUCGGUUCUCUACCAACAACCUGUGGGUAAUAUAUAAUAAUGCAACCUAAUAAAAAGGACCCUGGUUGGCGUAAACAGUUUGCGCUCAACUACUAACCUAACG